AUGCAUGAACAAUUGAUUGAAUUGGUGAGCAGGCACACAAUUCUCUAUGACACCAACGAUCCCAACUAUUUGAAAUCCAAAUUAAAGGAUGAAUUAUGGAAUGACAUCGGAAAAGAAGUAAAAUUAAAAAGUGGGAAUGAAGCAAAAACACUUUGGCUAAAGCUGCUUAACUGCCACCGCGAUGCACUGCGAAGACAGAAAAAGUUUUUAAGAAGUGGAGCUUCUGCUGUCGCCAUAAAACAAUGGAAAUAUCAAAAACAAAUGCAGUUUUUGGUUCCAUAUAUGCCAAACAGACCACGUGAAGGUAACUUAGAGAAAGAUAGUGAAGAUGGAGAUAGACAGCAAGGGGAAUCCGCAGCAGUUCCAGAAACUGAAAUUUUUGAGAGUGAAGCAGAAACUAGCGACAAUCGACAGGACUACGAGGAAUUUGAGUUUGACGAUGUUGUUAAUGAGCCGUCUACGUCUGGUACUCGUCGUAUCCAAGAAAAUAAGGAGGAAAAACUUACCAAACGAAAAGUAUCUGAAACUGAAGACCGGUCAAUCAAUUUCACACCUGUAUCUAAAACUAAGAAAAAAAAGGAAGACGAUAUGCAGGAAGUAAUAAAACAAUCAAUGAUUCAACGUCAAAAAAGAGCCGAAGAAAGAUUAAUUGAAAGGACACAGAAGCCUGAAGAUGAUGAUCUUUAUCAUUUUUUUAUGUCAAUGUAUCAGAUAACAAAAAAAAUACCUUCAAAGUUUCAGCAUCUUGCGAGAAAGGAUGUGUUUCAAGCUGUAGCAAAAGUAGAAGCUGCAUAUCUAGGAAUUCAGAAUCCGACUCAACAAAACGAUUAUCAUACUGAACGAAGAGCUUUUCCAUAUACAUAUGUUAACACUCAUACUCCGCAUCCCCACUCCUCUUACUCGUCAACACCUCUUCCAUCAACAAGCCCAAAUUCUCGCAGUAGCCAUCAUAAUGAAUAUCAGAGUUAUAGAAGCCCUGCAACUUCUCUUUCCAAUAGCUCUUAUCCGACCGUUUCAACACCACUUCCUCCACUCUCGAAUACCUACGACCUACAAUCUGACAGCAGUUCACCAACUACAUUCACAAAUUACAUGCCUGCUGCAACACCUCUCCAACCUACUACUACCGGUGAUUCUGAAGCAUCCCAGCCAUCUAGUACUAACAUAGCACCUACACCAGUAUGUAAUAAACCUAAAGCAUCAGCUUUUGAUUUGCUAUUUCAGUCGAGGGGCAAUGCAGAUAAAGAAAAAAUUACUGAGAAUAAUGAAAAUAUAGAUGACGAUGCUGAGCAUUCAGAAGAAAUGAAAAAACCAAAGGGGAAUAAAAUAAGAAGUUUUGUAGACAUAUUAGGGAAAGGCGAAGAUAAGAAAAUUGAGGACGCGAUAGUCAGAUUCUUUUUUGGCUGCAACAUUUCCCUGAGUGUGAUUGAUUCUGAUCAUUUUAAAAAUUUAAUUAAGGUUUUAAGACCUGCAUAUGCUAAUAAGCUUCGAGGAAGGAAAGCACUUUCGACCACGAUAAUUGAUAACACAUACAAUCAGUGUAGAGACGCAGCUUCCAAUAUUAGUGCUAAUUCGGUAUUAUUAAUUGAUGACUGGAAGAACUCAGCAGUCGUUAUAUAG
Molecule: messenger RNA, 1620 nt
Organism: Ceutorhynchus assimilis (cabbage seed weevil)
Lineage: Eukaryota; Metazoa; Arthropoda; Insecta; Coleoptera; Curculionidae
Source: the annotation of a GenBank genome assembly